This is a messenger RNA of Micropterus salmoides (largemouth bass), 1710 nucleotides long. RefSeq names its product ferredoxin 2 (gene fdx2). The transcript has 5 exons. The coding region runs from base 22 to 612 and encodes 196 amino acids. Gene Ontology annotation, biological process: P450-containing electron transport chain; positive regulation of oxidoreductase activity. Gene Ontology annotation, molecular function: 2 iron, 2 sulfur cluster binding. Lineage: Eukaryota; Metazoa; Chordata; Actinopteri; Centrarchiformes; Centrarchidae. The record is from RefSeq and is a predicted model, not a curated record. Gene Ontology annotation, cellular component: mitochondrion.
CCAUGUGAUCAAAACACAAUCAUGGCGGCCUCCGCUGCAGUCCGGUCGAGCAUGGGACUGACUUUCAGACUUUCUCGAGUUAUACCGGACUGUAGCACAUGUCCCCUCUACAGGUUGAAGAGCUGUGUGGGUAGCGGGGCUAAUUUACAAAGGAGGGCUUCCGUUGACAACUUCCGGACGAUACGCCGACACUUGCAGACGAGUAUGGGUCUUUACCACAGUGAGGAGGGGAGCUCCAAUGCAGAGGACCCAGAUGAUGUGGUGAAUGUGGUAUAUAUAGAUCGGUCUGGCCAGAGGAUCCCAAUUAAGGCCAAAGUGGGAGACAACGUCCUGUAUCUGGCUCACAAGCAUGGAGUUGAUCUGGAAGGAGCCUGUGAGGCUUCACUGGCCUGCUCAACAUGUCAGGUCUACGUGAGUGCUGCACAUUUUGACAAACUGCCACAGCCUGAUGAGAGGGAGGAUGACAUGCUUGACAUGGCGCCCAUGCUUCAGGAGAACUCCCGGCUGGGAUGCCAGAUCAUUCUCACUCGAGAGCUUGAUGGCAUUGAGUUCACCUUGCCGAAAGUCACCAGGAACUUCUACGUGGACGGCCAUGUUCCCAAACCUCACUGAGAAGAGGCGCAGAUGAUAAAGAGGUGGAAAUGAGUGUGUUGCUGCAUUGCCCUUUGAGUGUGGGAGCGAUCAUGUAGAGAUGCACGGCUAGGAUAGCAAAGUCAAGUAAAAGUCCGUAGCAACUCCCAAGACUCUUGCAGACUGUAAUAUUCCACAGUUAACCAAUGACAGGACCGGCCUGCAGACGAGAUCGGGCAGUUUGGGACACUAUAUGAGUCUCACUGAAGGUAAAAUGAAUGGUUAUAACAAAAAACAAACAAAUCCAAACUGUGAUGGUUUAACUAUGUAUGUAUUUAUUUGUAUGAAGCAUUCUCAGGCCAGCAUUGAGACACCAUGCAAUCUCAAACUGCUCUUUGUUAGAACACCAGGCGAUUAAGAGACAUUCCACGUGUGUCUUAAACAUUGCAGAGCAAGUUUUAACAAAGUUCAUCAUUGUGUCAUUUAAUGGACCAUUCCUUGUUACAGCUCAUAUACGCACAAGUAUCACAGGAUGAUGUUCUCAAGUAAUUUCUGCCAGUCCAUCAUUUUCACUCUGACUCAUUUGUCACAUAUUUUAUGCAUAGCAUUUCUUUAUGUACCAAGUUCAUAUGUAGGUGUUGUGAUGGCUUGUACCCACUCACUAUAGUGAGCCCUAAGUCAUAAACCACUAAAGAGACUUCUUCCAGACACAGAAGAAGACAUAUAUUAGAAUGAAGUACAUUUGAAAGGCUAGUGUUGCCGAAGCAUAAAGGGUGGGCUUUUAACAAAGUAAAUCAAAAUUUAGACUGUUGAAACCUACAUUUCAUUCACUGAACAUUACGGAACAUUCAGGUGAAUUGUAUUUCAAGUGUUGGUAAAACAAAAUGCAGUUAAAGCACUUCUGGUGCCAGUGAUUGGCUUGAUUAGUUGAUCAGGUUCACGUGUGAUUUGAUCCGGAGCAGACUGGAGGUGGAGACAUAUCUGAUUUGAAGCAGGUGAGCUUCAUGUUACCAUGUAAUGAGUUUACCACGUCUACCCUUUUACUUGUCAAACUUACGCACACAUACAAGUGAACUGUGUAUAGUAUGUCUUAGAAAUUACAAAUAUUUAAAAUUGUGCAAUAAAAUUGUUUUAAAAUUA